GGUCCAACAAGAGUAAGCUGUUAGAUACUCCGACCUGCGGUUUUGCAAGAAUCUUUGAUUUCGAAGGUGCACACACCUCUGUAAACAGAUGAGUUACCGAGAAGAAUUGAAUGGAUGACUCGUGACGUGUUUGAUUGCUGCUGAUUGAUCAACAUGGCACAUAUCUUCCUCUGUAAGGAUGUCAAGAAAUUGCUCAAGAAUAAACUUGUCGUUAUCUUGGGCAGCUCAGUACAACGAGCUAUAUACAAGGAUCUGGUUCUUCUGCUGCAAAAAAACAAGUAUCUGACAGACAAACAGCUUCGCAUGAAGGGAGAAAUGCAUUUUGAAGGUGAUGAGUUGAUAGCCGGUGGUGUGAAGGCUCGGCUGAACAAUGGUGUAAACUUCCGCGAGGUUCGGGAGUACAAGACGGACCACCACUGGAUCAAGUACUACUUCAUCACACGCUGCUACAACACCUAUAUUGAAACCAUCCUCGAGGAACUGGCAAAAGAGCCUCAACCAGAUGUCCUUCUUGUCAACUCGUCUCUCUGGGAUGUAACCAGGUAUGGCUAUGGUGCUAACAGUGUUGUUCAGUUAAGAAAAAACAUCACCAAGCUGUGUACCAGACUAAAGGAGAUUCUUCCUGCGAGCUGCAUGGUCCUCUGGAACUCGGCCAUGCCCGUGUCUAAAGAUGCCAAAGGUGGUGUCCUUGUUCCAGGAGCUGAUUUUCUCAAAUCUACCAUUAGUGUGGAGGUCCUGGAGGCAAAUUUCCUCACCUGCAGUCAGGUGGUUGAGUUUGGAUUUGACGUUAUAGAUAUUCACUUCCACCUGCAGAAUCAGAUCCAUCGUCGUGCUGAGGACGGUGUACACUGGGAUAUGACUGCUCAUCGGAGGAUUUCUAAUCUCAUCCUCACUCAUCUGUCAGAGGCUUGGGCUGUCCCGCUGCCAUGCAAUAUUAAAAAACUGUUUGAUCAGGCAAAGUUAACUAGCACAAACAAAAUGUCAACUACAAAACCAGUGGUAAUAGAAACUUCAACAAAGGUUCAGGAAACGCCAAAAAUAUCUCCUGCUCCAAACCAAACUUCAAUGGAAGGUGGGUCUGGUAAGCAGAAAAAGAAAAGGGGAAAGAAACGGAACAAUGCAGGCACAUCGGCUGCUGUGGCACGAAACAUGUUCCAGAAUAGACAAAUGCAUGCAAAGUUCCAUCCUGCUGUGGGAAAUAAGCAAUAUGAGGCAGUUUGCAGUCAAGUCAAUUCAAUGGUGCAGAGAUCCAAGUUUCUCCUCAGAGACGUGAACCAUUCACACGAGUACGACAUAAGUCCACACGCUCAUCAUUCAGGUGGCAGAGAUCGAGCAAGGCAUCUCUGUAUGGAGUACGGAGAGCCAUUGCAUGACCCAAACUACACAUCUUUUGAAGAUAACUGGCAGCCUUACCAGGAAAGAGAUCCUGUCCAUUAUCAUGCAGCUCAGAGGGCCCAUCCACGCUUUACGCCGUAUAAGCCGUUCUACUGAUUUUCAAAAGAGAGCGAUCACGUCUGUUGUUUCCUAGUGUCUUUGUUGCUAAUACACAGCAUUGACUUUAUUGGAAUUCACGAGAAAUUAUUCCUCAUCACUGACAUAAGAUAUGCUGGAAAUUAGAUUUGAAUUUGAAAUUAAUGAUCGCUACAAAUUUGUUUGACAAAACAAGCCCAUUUUGUCCAGUUAUUCUUGGUUAUCCAGAGCAGAACAGCAGGUUUUGAAACUGAUUUUCAGGAGCCAAAGUACAGUAACUGGAUAGUCAUUUUUCAACUACUAGAAAUCCUUGUGUACAUUGUAUAAUGGUGCUAUAAGAAUUAUUGUGGGCUUUCCAUUUUGUUGGUAAAUUAUUUUAUAUUGGACUACAUUCACACCUGUAAAACACUGUCAUCUUUUCAAAUGUUUCAUUUAUUUUAUCAAUUACCUGAAAUUAUAGCCGACUAUCAUAUUUAGUGUUUUCCCUAGCUUAAUAGUCUAGCACCGUCUUGCCUUAAUCAGUGCCAUGCUGCCUUGAGAUUAAACGAGCCUUUUUCAAUAAUUAAUUCUAAAAUUUCCUUUUAUAAAACACUCACAAAAUGUAUUAUAAAAUAUGCCUGUUAUAUAUUUUGCCAUUCAUUUACUAAAGGUAGCAGAUUAAUUACAUUUACCUUUAUUUCAAUUAAUUUUUUGUCUUUAAUGAAAAAAAACCCCACCCUAAUGGUGAAAAUGCACCAAAAGUGUUUAGUCAACCAUGCCUUGCCAAAUGUCUAGGGAAAACACUAAUAUUAUACCAAAAUAACUGAUCUAGAUUAAAGGAGUAUCAUUAUGACAAAUAAGAGUUCUUUGUUGGAAAGAUGCCUAUCCUAUUGUAAUGAUUUAUACAUAUGUCACUAAAUGUUUACUCGUCUAAGCAUCUAUAUUCUACAUGUUUACCGGUAAAACUUCGAACACACAGGUCUCUACUACUUCCGUCAUUUUGUCAAAAAUCACUUUACGGUUUAUCAGGAAAUCACAUUUGCUGCAGGACAGUGUGUUACAGGUGGUACAUGGCCAAGCUGAAUAUACAUGUAGCAACAAGUAGUUGCCGACGUUGGAUUUUAACAAGUUUUUGUUGCUUUUCUUGCCUUUACUUUGUCUUUCUUUACUUAUGUAAUGUUUGUGAGCUUGUGAUCAAAAGUUAUUUUGCAUUACAGUUAUUUUGUUCGUACGUGUAGCCAUUUUUGCUGCAGAUUUGUCAUACUCAUGAGUUAAUUAAUUUUGCUUUUUAAAUUGUCAAAAUAUUACACUAUGCACAAGUCUUGGAGUUGGGUGCGCUUUUUAUCUGUUAAUUGAAUAGUACUAUCAAAUAGUGAAAUACUGGACACAAAAUAUUACAUUGAGCAACAAGUUAGGGUACCUGAUUUUGCCAUUUGCCUGUUCAUGUGAAGAACAAAUCUAGUUACAGCACCCCAAUCCUACCUUACACUAGUACUACUUGUUCUGCUGGUCGGUUUGUCUGAAGUUCAUUUUCAGUUUUUCACAGGCAGCAUUUCUGUCACAGGGUAAAAAGGGUAUGGCACCAAUUUUGGGGGGAGAUUUAAUUUUGUUACGUUAACCUUUUGACAAAAUUAAUGACUCUUAUCAUUACUGUAAGGCCUAUGCUUUUUUUAACCCCAAACUUAACCUAUUUUCUAUCUCUGUUGACUGCAGUUUCAUUCAGCACACACAUUGUAAAUAUUCAAUUCCAUAGCGCCGUACCCAAAAAUUGGGCAGAAACUCUGACAGGAGAUAAUAUUUCAAAAUCUUAGGUAACAGGAAGUAAGAUUUUUACCUAGGUAACCCAUUGUUUGGUGCAUUAAUUAAAUUUGCGUAACCAGUGAGUAACCUAAUCAUAUCAUGUGUGUACUACACUGACAUUCCGUAAGUAUUUUAAACAAACUGAUAAGAGUAUUUUUCAACUGCCCAAAAUCCAUGUAAAUGUGGGCUUUUUUAAUAGUUUGCAACUGUUAAUAUUAAAACAUUGUGGUUAGUGUGAAUAAAAAAAAUUGCAUGGCCGAUGCGCAAACAGAACAGUUGGCGUAUGUGUGAAAUAUAGUGCUCUGGUUACACUUUUUUUGUUUGUUUUAUAUGUGACUUUCCAACCAAAGAUUUUACGGGUUUUGUAAUUUAAAAAAAAGUGUCCUUUCCUGUGCCCAAAUUCGUUUUGUACUGCCAUCACUCUUAUUAUAGUUUAGGUACAGCCCUGAAUUCUGUGCAUUUGUUUGUAUUUUUCGACAAUUGUUUUUGUAUGUGUGUGCAGUAGAGCUAGCCUUUGUGCAGUGUUUAUGAUUUGAAAAUCAGUGGUGAGCGAUGAACAGCUCUUUUUGAAAUUAUGCCAGGUAGCAAUUGAUCUUAGUGUCCAAAUGGAAAAACAGUAUAUUGGCAUGUGACAACAGUUUUUAGCUCAUGCAGAAAUCUUGUUGGGUUUGUUUAGGGUUUUUUUAAAGGCACAUGAGAGAGAGAGCAAUUGCUUGUGUCAAAAGAUAACCAUAAGGACUGUGUGACCUUUUUGGUUUAUAUAUAUAGAUAUCUUUUAUGUUGCUUCCAUAUCAUCUUGUCAAAUUAUUACUUUUGUCAUAAUUUGUUGAUGCACUAUAUCAUGGACCUUGUAUUGUGACCGGCGUCGUGGCAGGCCAUCGGUCUACAGGCUGGUAGGUACUGGGUUCGGAUCCCAGUCGAGGCAUGGGAUUUUUAAUCCAGAUACCGACUCCAAACCUUGAGUGAGUGCU
Molecule: messenger RNA, 4220 nt
Organism: Gigantopelta aegis
Lineage: Eukaryota; Metazoa; Mollusca; Gastropoda; Neomphalida; Peltospiridae
Product: PC-esterase domain-containing protein 1A-like
Exons: 5
Coding region: 154-1491 (445 amino acids)
Source: RefSeq, a predicted model, not a curated record